This is a messenger RNA of Kalmanozyma brasiliensis GHG001, 1497 nucleotides long. Its product is annotated as Phox homologous domain protein. NCBI's taxonomy places the organism in Eukaryota, Fungi, Basidiomycota, Ustilaginomycetes, Ustilaginales. Gene Ontology annotation, biological process: cytoplasm to vacuole targeting by the Cvt pathway; autophagy. The record is from RefSeq and is a predicted model, not a curated record. Gene Ontology annotation, cellular component: phagophore assembly site. Gene Ontology annotation, molecular function: phosphatidylinositol binding. The coding region runs from base 1 to 1497 and encodes 498 amino acids. The transcript is spliced from 3 exons.
AUGGACACUGAGGAGGACACCUUCACCUCGGUCACCUGGGAGAACCGCGACACCUCCUCCGGCUCCCAACCCACCUUUUCGUCCACGCCCUCGUUCUCCAACAACAAUGCCAUCGCAGGACCAUCGCACCUGGGCACCUCUUUGUCGGCCGGCGGUCUCGCUCGCGAUCUGCACGCCUCGGACGACCCAACACAACUCUCGUGGGCGGGCUAUCUGAUGGUCCAGGUCACAGAACCACGCAAGGAGCAAGAAGGCCAAAAAGAUGCUUUCAUCAGCUACGGCAUUCGAGCCGAGACCAACCUUCCGCACUUCUCUCGCACCUACAUGGCCACUCGUCGACGCUUCAAGGACUUCACCUUCCUGCGCGAGGGUCUCAAACGGGACUUCCCGGCGUGCGUCGUUGCGCCGUUACCCGACAAACACCGGCUCGAAUACCUCACUGGCGAUCGUUUCAGCCAAGAUUUCAUCGAUCGACGCACCCAAGAUCUUCAGCUCUUCCUCGAACGCAUCUGUCGUCAUCCCACGCUGCAACGGAGUCAGCUGCUGCGCAAUUUUCUCGAGAGCACCGAGUGGCAGGUCGACAUGCACGCGCACAACUCAUCGCACAGCGGCACCACCGCUGCGGGCGCCUCGACGCUCAUCUCCGGUUCGCAGGUGGAAAACGCCGGUCCCCCCAGCUUACUCGAUAGCCUCAGCGACCACUUUCUCAACGCCUUUUCCAAAGUCCGGAAACCCGACGAACGCUUCGAGGAGAUCAAGGAGAGCAUCGACAAGCUCGAAGAGGGUCUCGCGGGAACCGAACGCGUUCUCUCCCGCAAUCGCAAUCGCAUCGCUGACCUCUCGACGGAUUACGAGGACUUUGCGACGAGCGUCGAAGGUCUAGGUUAUCUCGAGAGUGGCAUUACCGAGCCGUUGAACAAGUUUGCCUCGGCCAUGCUCGAGCUUGCCCGGCUCGAGAGGGUUACUUCGGCGAAAUCGACAGACGCCAUGCUGUCCCAGAUGCAAGCGCUACUCUCGUACGCGCGGUCGCACAAAUCGGUGCUCAAGCUCCGCGAUACCAAGCAGGUAGACUUCGAGGAGCUAACGGACUACCUCUCGGGUGUUGUCUCCGAACGCGAUCGACUCGCCUCGCUCUCCAGUCCCUACGGCGCAGGUCACGGCCACGGCGGUGUCCGCGGCGCCGGUCUCUCGGGCUAUCUCAAGGACAAGGUCGACCAUCUGCGCGGGGUUGACGAGGAACGCACCCGUGUCGGCCGCAUGCAGCGACUAGAUGGCAAGAUCAAGGAGCUCCAAGACGCCGUCACUAGCGCACACGACACCUCGCAAGCAUUCAACACAGAGGUCAUGACCGAACAUCGCAUCUUCCACCUCGCCAAGGAGCAGGAGAUGAAGGACAUCCUGGCGACACAUGCCGAGGGCCAGAUCGAGUUGUACGAGGGGCUGGUGGGCAUGUUCGACCAGCUCAUUCCGCAGUUGGAGCGCAUUCGAGUCGCAUGA